This is a messenger RNA of Akanthomyces muscarius, 1902 nucleotides long. RefSeq lists its product as uncharacterized. The transcript has 2 exons. The record is from RefSeq and is a predicted model, not a curated record. Lineage: Eukaryota; Fungi; Ascomycota; Sordariomycetes; Hypocreales; Cordycipitaceae. Gene Ontology annotation, cellular component: membrane. Gene Ontology annotation, molecular function: myo-inositol:proton symporter activity. The coding region runs from base 1 to 1902 and encodes 633 amino acids. Gene Ontology annotation, biological process: transmembrane transport.
AUGUCCCACGACAUCGGCAAGGCGGUCGUCGCCUCCUCCGAGAUCUACGCCGAAAAGGGCACUACCCACACCGAAGAGGUCAUCGCCGCGCGCUCCCUCGAGGCGCGCGUCCGUAACCCCCUCGAGGGCAUCCCCCGCGACGAGCUCAUGCAAAACGUCGCUGACUUUGCCGCCACGCGCGGCCUCACCGAGCACCUCGCCAUCCUGCGCAAAGGCGCCCUCGUCGCGCAGAACCCCAACGAUAUUUACCUGCUCGAGGGCACCGACGAGGCGCUGACGCCGGAGCAGGUUGCCAUCCUGGAGCGCGAGAGCACGAAUAAAUGGGCCAUGCCGGCGCGCCUGUUCUGGACGAUUGCCAUGUGCUCGAUUGGCGCGGCCGUGCAGGGCUGGGACCAGACGGGCGCCAACGGCGCGACCAUCUUCUUCCCGAGCUACUACGGGAUCGGCGGCGACAGCGCGCGCGAGCAGAUUCUCGUUGGUCUCAUCAAUGCCGCUCCUUAUAUUGGCAGCUCCUUCAUCGGCUGCUGGCUCUCCGACCCUCUCAACAACUACUUUGGCCGGCGCGGCACCAUCUGGUUCUCUGCGCAUUUCUGCAUCUGGCCCGUCAUCGGCUCCGCCUUUUGCCACACGUGGCCGCAGCAGCUCGCCUGCCGCCUCCUCAUGGGCAUCGGCAUGGGCGCCAAGGCCUCGACGGUGCCCAUCUACGCCGCCGAGAACGCGCCGGCCUCGAUCCGCGGCGCCCUCGUCAUGUCCUGGCAGAUGUGGACCGCGUUCGGCAUCAUGCUCGGCACCGCGUUCAACCUCGCCGUCUUCCACCUCCCGCACGGCCUCAACUGGCGCCUGAUGCUCGGCGCGCCGUUCAUCCCCGCCGUGCCCUUGCUCGUCGGCAUCUACCUCUGCCCCGAGUCGCCGCGCUGGUACAUGAAAAAGGGCCGCUUCGCCGACGCGUGGAAGGCCAUGUCGGUGCUGCGCUACGACGAGAUCCAGGUCGCGCGCGACAUCUUCUACAUCGGCACCCAGCUCGAGAUCGAAGAGCGCCUGGUCAGCAAGUCCAACGUGCUCAGCCGCUUCGCGCAGCUCUUUACCAUUCCGCGCGUGCGCCGCGCCAACCUCGCCGCGUUUACCGUCAUGCUGGCGCAGCAACUGUGCGGCAUCAACAUCAUCGCCUUUUACUCCACCUCCAUCUUCAAGGAGUCGGGCCUGACCGAGUUCCGCGCCAUGAUCGGCUCCUUUGGCUUCGGCCUCGUCAACUGGCUCUUUGCCUUUCCCGCCUUCUGGACCAUUGACACUUUUGGGCGCCGCAGCCUGCUGCUCUUCACCUUUCCCCAGAUGUUCUGGACGCUGCUCGGCGCCGGCCUGUGCACGCUCAUUCCCCGGGACAUGGGCGACGUCCGCACCGGCCUCGUCUGCCUCUUCGUCUUCCUCUUCGCCGCUUUCUACUCUCCCGGAGAAGGUCCAGUGCCUUUUACGUAUUCCGCCGAGUGUUAUCCUCUGUCUCAUCGCGAGACGGGCAUGGGCUUCGCUGUCGCAACCUGCCUCUUCUGGGCCGCCGUCCUGGGCACCUCGUUCCCGUUCCUGCUGCACGAGGCCAAGCCCGUCGGCGCGUUUGGCGUCUACGCCGGCUUCAACGUCGUUGCGUUUGUCCUAAUUUUUCUCUUCGUCCCUGAGACCAUGCAACGCACGCUCGAGGAGCUCGACUGGGUCUUCGCGGUGCCCGUUCGCACGUUUGCGCACUACCAGUUGACGAUCGCCCUGCCGUGGUUCUUCAAGCGCUACGUGCUCUUCCAGAAGAACGCAACCAAGCCUCCACUGUAUCACUUUGAGGCCGUGGAGCAGGCCGGGCAGGAGGGCCACAACAUGGCUCCUCUGGCGAGCUCGGAUGAUGAGAAGCGCUCCUACUAG